AUGACUUUGGAAAAUGGUUCUGUGAUCCUGGAGAGUGCUGCUCUUCCUGUGAUGGAUGGAGAAGAUGUGACUCUGAGCUGCAGAACCAAAAAUUCUUCCUCCAACAUCCAAGCUGAUUUCUAUAAAGAUGGAGUCCACAAGUGGACAAGCUCCACAGGAAAUCUGAGCCUCAAAACAGUCUUAAUGUCUGAUCAAGGAUACUACAAAUGUCACAUCUCUGGAGUUGGAGAAUCACCACAGAGUUGGCUGCAUGUUGAAGUUUCAGGAUUUCCUACCAUUGAUCCAGAAGUUCAUAAAGACUCAAAUCCUGCCCCCUCUCUCCCCCCAAUUACACCAUGGAUCAUCAUCGCCGUUUUGUUGAUGCUUCUCUUGAUGGUUGUGGGACGACAUCACUUUGGCAGAUUUGCCUUUAGCAGAGAUACACAGACAGUGCCUGAUUCAAGGCCAUCAGAGCAUCAGACAGAUAAAGAUGGAGUGUCAGCCAUUUAUUACGCUUUGGGCCUAAAUGGUGCUCCACAGCCAGCAGUAGAGUCCAGCAUUCCCUCAGCGUCCCCCAUUGACAGUGACGUUCACUAUUCUACAAUUCAGGAUGUUGCUAAGUGCUGACUGAAAGAGGCAGUUCUACAUGGAAACCAGGAAGUAACACAGUUAGAGCCAGUAUUGUACAAACAAAAAAAGAAAAAGAAAAAAAAAAGAAGCAGACAUACAGGUUGUCGAGUUUAUCACGUUUUGAUAGCGUGUGCACUUUAACCAAGGUAUCAGAGAGGUUUCGGUUUAUUUUCGUCAGCCAGUUUAACCAACUUGUUCCAUCAGCCUCAUCUGUUCACACAGUUUCUCCCCAGAUGAACUCUGCAGCUGCUUCUAAACGUGCUGAGGUUUUCUAUGUAUCUGAAGGGGUUGUAUUCCUUUUUUAGGCUGUGGUCAGCAACGAGACAAAGGUUUCAUGUCAGAGAAUAAAAGUUAUGU
This is a messenger RNA of Mugil cephalus (flathead mullet), 966 nucleotides long. RefSeq lists its product as uncharacterized. Lineage: Eukaryota; Metazoa; Chordata; Actinopteri; Mugiliformes; Mugilidae. The coding region runs from base 1 to 606 and encodes 201 amino acids. The transcript is spliced from 7 exons. The record is from RefSeq and is a predicted model, not a curated record.